Rubroshorea leprosula is the source of this 1365-nucleotide messenger RNA. The record is from the annotation of a GenBank genome assembly. NCBI's taxonomy places the organism in Eukaryota, Viridiplantae, Streptophyta, Magnoliopsida, Malvales, Dipterocarpaceae.
GUCGUCAGCCUAAGCAACUGUGAUAUUUCCUCACUCAAACAGUCGCACUGCUUCUUUCUGUUUGUUUCUCGGGAAUUCAUUUUUUAUUUUGCAGGAAGAUUAUCAUGGAUCUCGAUCUUUCCCCUAAGUUGCCCAAGAAGGUCUAUGGUGACAUUGGAGGCAGUUACCACUCCUGGUGCCCGCAGGAGUUGCCCAUGCUGCGUGAGGGAAACAUUGGUGCAGCCAAGCUCGUCCUUGAGACGAACGGAUUCGCCCUUCCUCGAUACUCCGAUUCUUCAAAGGUCGCUUAUGUUCUUCAAGGGAAUGGCGUGGCUGGAAUUGUCCCUCCUGAACAGGAAGAGAAAGUGAUUGAAAUUAAGAAGGGUGAUGCUAUUGCUCUUCCUUUCGGUGUUGUGACAUGGUGGUAUAACAAGGAGGACACUGAGCUGGUGGUUCUUUUCCUGGGUGAAACUUCUAAGGCCCACAAAGCUGGUCAAUUCACUGAAUUCUUCUUGACAGGUGCCAAUGGCAUCUUCACUGGGUUCUCAACUGAGUUUGUGAAGCGAGCAUGGGACCUCCCAGAUGAUGCUGUCAACUCACUUGUUGAACAGCAAAAGGGCAAGGGUAUUGUCAAGCUUGAUGCCAACUUCAAGAUGCCUGAGCCAAAGAAGGAGCACCGCCAAGGAAUGGCACUCAACUGCUUGGAAGCUCCAUUAGAUGUUGACAUCAAGAAGGGUGGAAGGGUGGUGGUCUUGAAUACCAAGAACCUUCCUUUGGUUGGGCAGGUUGGGUUAGGUGCUGACCUUGUUAGGUUGGAUGGAAGUGCCAUGUGUUCCCCUGGUUUCUCCUGUGACUCAGCUCUCCAGGUGACAUACAUUGUCCGGGGCAGUGGCCGUGUUCAAGUUGUUGGUGUUGAUGGACGUAGGGUUCUUGAAACCACCGUGAAGGCUGGUUAUCUAUUCAUUGUUCCAAGGUUUUUUGUGGUUUCAAAGAUUGCUGACCCCGAUGGCAUGGAAUGGUUCUCCAUCAUCAGCACUCCUGAUCCUAUAUUCACUCAUUUGGCUGGAAGAACUUCAGUCUGGAAGUCUCUGUCUCCUGAGGUGCUUACAGCAGCUUUUGGGGUUGCUCCUGAAGUAGAAAAGCUCUUCCGUUCAAAGAGGACCUCCGAUGCCAUUUUCUUUCCUCCCAAUUAAGGGACUGGAGUCUUCUGUUUUCUAGUUGUUGUUCCAAUAAAAGGUUUAGAGAAUUUAGUUUCAACUUUUAAGCACUCUGUAGAUAUUUUAUCUACUACCUUCCACGUAGAUCAAUGUUCCGUUUGGACCAAUUUCAUAGGGGUUAAAGAGUUGUCAAUCGAAGAAUUAUCAUCAAUAAAAUUUGCUCUUAAGU